UUGUGAACUCAAACUUCUCCGGGGUAGAUUCAAUCAUGGCAGCUGGUUAACUCAAGGUCCAUGAGCAAAGUAAGUGGAAACCCAAAUUUUGCAAAUGGCCUCUGAGGAUCCGCAUGAGGAGAGUAUCAAAGUUUGCUGCAGGUUCCGGCCGCAAAACCAGUUAGAGAAGGAGCAGUCUGGAAAGAUCUGCAUUACACUCGGCGAUGACAUCACCUCAGUGUAUGUGCCCACCAUUGACACCAGCUUCGUCUACGACCGUGUCUUUGGCUCUGAAUCUACGCAAAAAGAGGUGUAUGACUAUGCUGCCAAGCCCAUCAUCAACGGUGUGUUGAGGGGCUUCAAUGGCACUGUAUUUGCCUAUGGCCAGACCUCAUCGGGCAAGACGCACACCAUGGAGGGACCUGACAUCGAAGAUGAGGUUCAGAUGGGUGUCAUUCCAAGGAUGGUUUGGUCCAUCUUUGACGGCAUUGACCAUGCAGCUGACUACAUCGAAUUUGUGGUAAAAGUUGCCAUUGUGGAAAUCUACAAUGAACGCAUCCGUGACCUUCUUGACCCCAAGAAGGACAACUUAAAAAUUCACGAAGACAAGGCCCGAGGUGUCUUCAUUGGAGAGGUCACUGAGACGUAUGUGGGGUCGGAGCAAGAGAUCUUCGACAUGAUGAAAGUAGGCAAAUACAAUCGCUCCGUGGCUGAGACCAAUUUGAACGAGCAUUCAUCGAGGUCGCAUUUGAUCUUCAUGAUGACAAUCGAGCAGAAGAAUCUGCACGAUCGUUCUCUCAAGGUUGGGAAACUGCACUUGGUGGAUCUUGCGGGCAGUGAGAAGGUUGCGAAGACAGGAGCAUCUGGUGAACGGUUAGAUGAGGCGAAGAAUAUCAAUCGUUCGCUGUCUGCUUUGGGAAAUGUCAUCAAUGCCCUCACUGAUCGCAAGUCCACCCACGUACCAUACCGGGACUCAAAGCUUUCAAGAGUCCUUCAAGAAUCCUUGGGUGGAAAUGCAAAGACCUCGUUAAUCAUUACAUGCUCUCCUUCUUAUUUCAACGAGCAGGAGACCAUUAGCACUCUUCGUUUUGGCCAGAGAGCCAAAAUGAUCAAGAACGUGGUCAAAGUCAACCAUGAGCGAUCCGUUGAGGAACUGAAGUUGCUGCUGCAACGGCGAGACCAGAUCGUGGGAGAUCUCCGACAUAGAGUCUCGCUGUUGGAGCAGCUGCUUCGUUCCAAUGGAAUUCCAGUCCCUGAGGACAAGGGGCUUUCCCUUCCAUUGCCGGGAACUGCUUCGCCCGCACCAGUCGACGAAGCAGAAAAGACGGAAUUGGAGGAACAGCUUCAGGAGCUCAGAAGCAAACUGAAGGAGAAGUCGGACGAGUUCUGCGAGGCGAGCAAAGAAAAAGACGACCUCUUGUCGCAGUUGCAAUUGGCACAGAAUGAGCAACGCCGCUUGUCGAUGGAAGCAAAGAACGCCAAAGAGGAAGUUGAGAACAUGGAUUAUGAGCGGCAAGAGCAGGCUUCAGAGCUUGCUAAGCUUCAAAAUGAGAAGACGGCUUUGGAGUCUGAACUGGAGGCGCUGAGCAAGAACUACACAAAUCUCUUUCAAGAAAAGGCUGGUACACCCACCAACCGAGAAAGGGAGAGAGAGCCUGCGAUGUGUUCUCGCAGCCGGGCACCAUGCCUCGAGGACAAGGAUGCGGAUAGGCCACUCAAGAAGAAGGUGUCGCAGCUGGACAAGAACCUGGAGUCAUUAACUGUGAUGUACCACAAGCUGGUGGCGCAAAACAGCGGGCUAAAGGUGGAAGUCACUGAAAAUGACAACAAAAUCAAACGAAAAGACCUUCGCAUCCAGCAGUUGGAGAGCAAUUUGCGGGAGGCGAAGCAAAAGUACACCAAAUUGAUGACGCAGUGCGCAAAUCUCACUGCCAUGAUAGAUGUGAGAGGUCGCAAGAACUGCGUUUGCGGUGCCAGCGGCGGCAAUUCGCAGGCUCGGCGGUCGCCCGCCGUGGUCCGGCCGCUUCGAGGAGGAGUUUCAGCUCGCGUCGAGACAGGUCUUGGAGAUCCCGUUGGGACCCCCAAAGCAACCUCUGGGAGUCCAUCGGAGCGAGCGGAUAGCCCCAAGGCCUCAAGUCCGACUUCGUCUCCUGUCUCGCUCAGAGGGGGGACCAAGUCACGGGCAAAGGCUCCGGUGUAUGAUCCGCCUUCGCGGUGAGGGGUGGACACACUUUUUUGUGCAAGUCACAUUGUAUAGGCCGCACAUUUUGCGACUUAUUGCGAAUUGCGACCGCUUCUUUGUGACUGCCCCAAUGGGGCACAGCAUUCAUCCGGUGGUCAAACUGACCGGCAACAACAUUGCUUCCAAAAUUUCUGCACAGGGAGGCUUUUUGUGU
This is a messenger RNA of Cladocopium goreaui, 2375 nucleotides long. NCBI's taxonomy places the organism in Eukaryota, Dinophyceae, Suessiales, Symbiodiniaceae. The record is from the annotation of a GenBank genome assembly.